Molecule: messenger RNA, 1743 nt
Organism: Schistosoma intercalatum
Lineage: Eukaryota; Metazoa; Platyhelminthes; Trematoda; Strigeidida; Schistosomatidae
Source: the annotation of a GenBank genome assembly
AUGACUUCCCAUCUCCGUGGUUGGGUUAUCUACAUACUGCUUUUAUUUUUACGGUUUCUGUUUGUGUUCGAUUUGCAGUCGGGUUAUUUACAUCCAGAUGAGUAUUUUCAGGGGAUUGAAGUUGCAGCGGGUGACAUUUAUAAUCUGGACGUAUUAAGGACAUGGGAAUUCCAAUUAGAUGAUAAAGGUCCUCUUAGAUCUGUAGCUGGAAUGUCACCUUUUGUACAUAUCCCGAUUCAGGCUGCCAAAUGGAUUCAUGGUGGAAUUGAUUAUAAAACUGAAGAAACUGACUUCAAUGGAUCUGAUAUGUUAAAUAGAAUUCUGUUUCCCUCCCGGUUAGUCACUGUACUUGGUUCAUAUUUAGUCGAUCUUUUUAUAUUACGCUGUUGCAUACGUGUUGAUCAUCAUCAAGUUUCAGCAAAGCAGACUAAAAUUCAAAAGAUAUUACAUGCUGUACAAUAUCAUUCUGUACCAACAGCUUUAUUACUUUAUGCAUCAUGCGCAUUCGGUGGGAGUUUAUGGUCAACACGUACAAUUGUCAAUGUAUGGGAAUCAAUUUAUGUUUCUUUAUUUGGCCUUCUGUUCUUGGAAGUUUUGGAUCGUUUAGAGCAAUCAUCUGAUCCUACUGUGAAUAAACAAUCCUUAAUUCUUUUCAUGUGUAUUCAGUCUGCUGUUGUUGUGUGGGGUACAUUUUUGCGACCUACUUAUAUUUUGUUCAUUCUUCCAUUAGGAAUUAUCGAAUUAGCAUUCAUCUUAGUCAAGUUUAAGUACAUUUCCAUGAUUCUUUGUUUACCAUCUGUUCUACUUGUUUUUUUCAAUACAUUCAUUUGUGUAAUAAUAGAUACAUUAUACUUUCACAAUGUGAGUUUAUUACAAGCUUUCCAGGUCGAUUUUUCACGAUUUAAGAUGAUAUAUACACCUUACCGGUUUUUAACUUAUAACUCCAACUCAUACCAUGUUUCUUCCCAUGGCUUACAUUCUCGAUUUACACACUUCCUUAUUAAUUGGCCUUUAAUAUUUGGACCUAUUUUUACAUUUCGUUUAUUCACUCAACCUUUACAACGUCGUUCAAUUUCAUCGUGUAUUGCUUGGAUCAGUGUGGUAUUCCCUACAUUUGUUUUGUCUAUUAUACCUCAUCAAGAAGCACGUUUUCUUAUCCCAUGCCUACCGUGUGCUUGUUUCGUUGUUGGUCAGAGUGUUGAUGCUAAAGUAAGACAUACAAAAAGAAAAGACGUUUCAUGUACUUGUAUAAGUAUUAUUGUACUAUGGAUAUUUCAUCAGUUUAUCUUGAUUUUAUUUUAUGGGUACUUACACCAAGCUGGGCUAUUUUCUUAUAUGAGAACCAUUCCAAGUAAUGUAACUGGAUGCGUCACUCAUGUAUUCUUCAGAACUUACAUGCCACCUCGUUUUUUGUUAAAUAUACCUUUAGAAAAAUCUUCACAUUAUCCAUCACAGUCUUGCAAAUCACUUAUCGAUUUAGGAGGAUCUAAUGUGACAAUUUUAAACAAUACAAUAAACCAUCUUAAAACAUAUCAAAAUUUCUCAGGUAUACUCAAAUUGGCGUAUCCUGGAUCCAUACAACCGUUGGAAAAUUUACUUCUAUCCUCUUGGGGUGAUGUCGUUAUGUGUGAACAGUUCUUCCCACAUUUAUCAAUGGAGAACCCGCCAUCCAUUCGUCAUCCUUUUGUUUACGAAAACUGGAAAUCUCAAUUAUCAUUACACGUACUAACGAUCAAAGUUUAA